UCGAUUCUCGAGUCUGAAUUGACAAAGUGAUCUUACUGUAAAUCUGGCAACACAGCAUGCACGCGACGCUUGUGCUGAUGUGAGAAUUCACAUGAUAACUCACAAGGGUAAAAAAAACAAAUCCUAAAAUUGAUUUGUGGAUAAAUAGGUCCCACUAUUAUAUUUUUGUGUAAAUUGACGUUGAGUCGAACUGGAAUCGCGAUCAUCGUAAUAUAAUAUAACGUUACAGAAGUUUACAUCAGAUGCGAUUCGUGUUUUGCAUUGAUAAUGAAUGACUCAUGAUGAGUAACGCAACAGUUCAAGUCAAAGUCUGGGCUGUUUUAACUCAAUCAUUUAAAUUGCCAAUGGCUUUCGUAAGGUGGAUGAUAACAAAACUUGUAAACCCACUGUUGAUGAGCAUUCCUUCGUCUCGGAAAAUGGCUGGGGAAGUAAUAGUUGGCAAGAAUAGAAGGAAAAUGGUUGUAGGACUGGGAAACCCAGGCAUGCAUGGCUCUCGACAUAGUGUCGGUAUGGCUGUGCUCACAAAACUAGCUGAACAUCUGGGAGUAUCGGACAGCUGGAGAUCAGACAGACAUGUGUCAGGGGAGGUCAUUGUAACCGAACAUCAAAGCAUUAAUUUGGUUCUUCUUCGGCCCAAGUUGCUUAUGAACGUCAAUGGCGUUAGCGUGGCGAAAGCAGCAAGCAAAUUUUCAAUUCAACCCGAAAAUAUACUCUUGAUUCAUGAUGAGCUUGACAAACCGCUAGGGAAGUUUGGCAUUAAACAUGGUGGAAGUGCAAGGGGUCACAAUGGUGUGAGGUCAUGUGUAGACUGUCUUCAAACUGAUGUGACGCCGCGGUUGCGCAUCGGAAUCGGACGACCCACGGGUAAAACGUCUGUCGACCGUCACGUUUUGGGACGUUUUUCACAAGAGGAGCAGAAAGUCCUGGACUCAGUCAUGCAGCAGAGUUUGGAUGUUCUUCUGACGUUUAUCAGAGACUCGCAACCCCAAAGUUCUCCAGCAGAGGGAAGCAAAGCUUCACGCAAGAGAAAAGAAAGGACACUUUCAUCACAACAGGGCACCACAACAGAACAAAAUCAAAACUGAUAAUACAAUUACAUGAUUUUUACAAUGCAUAGUAUUUUCAUUGCUCCUUUCUGAUGGAGCUUAGUUUGGUUAUAGUUUCUCUGAGAGAUGUUAAAGGGACACAUUUUUUU
Molecule: messenger RNA, 1195 nt
Organism: Misgurnus anguillicaudatus (oriental weatherfish)
Lineage: Eukaryota; Metazoa; Chordata; Actinopteri; Cypriniformes; Cobitidae
Gene: ptrh1
Product: peptidyl-tRNA hydrolase 1 homolog
Molecular function (GO): peptidyl-tRNA hydrolase activity
Source: RefSeq, a predicted model, not a curated record